Molecule: messenger RNA, 642 nt
Organism: Ipomoea triloba (trilobed morning glory)
Lineage: Eukaryota; Viridiplantae; Streptophyta; Magnoliopsida; Solanales; Convolvulaceae
Product: agamous-like MADS-box protein AGL61
Exons: 1
Coding region: 1-642 (213 amino acids)
Biological process (GO): positive regulation of transcription by RNA polymerase II
Molecular function (GO): protein dimerization activity; DNA-binding transcription factor activity, RNA polymerase II-specific; RNA polymerase II cis-regulatory region sequence-specific DNA binding
Source: RefSeq, a predicted model, not a curated record
AUGGCAAAGAGGCCUAGCCUGGGAAGACAGAAGAUCAAGAUUGAGAAAAUAGAGAUGAAGAAUCACCUUCAAGUCACCUUCUCCAAACGGCGUUCUGGGCUUUUCAAGAAAGCCAGCGAGUUGUGCAUCCUGUGCGGAGUGGAGGUGGCCAUCAUAGUCUUUUCGCCGGCCGGAAAAGUCUUCUCCUUCGGCCACCCAAACGUGGAGCUGAUCAUCGACCGCUUCCUUUCCGGGAACCAACACCCUUUGUCGUCCAACAACGCCACCCUCCAGCUGGUGGAGGCCCACCGCAGCGCCACCGUCCGCGAGUUGAAUCUCCAGCUGAGCCAGAUGAUGGCGGAAUCGGAGAUCGAGAGGAAGAGAGGAGAGGCGCUUGAUGAGAUGAGGAAGGAGAGCCGGAGGCAGCACUGGUGGGAAGCUCCGGUUUGCGAGCUUGGGUUGCCGGAGCUCCAGCAGGUGAGAGACGCCAUGGAAGAGCUGAAGAAGAAUGUUACUGCCCAGGCGGAGAAGAUCAAUACUUGUACGUUUUUGGGUAUGGACGGGAAGACAGUAUUCGAUCAUCCGGAGACAAAACCGACGAGGAUUAUGGUUAACUAUACUCAUGCACUACAUGACUUUGGAUAUGAUCUUACAUUUUCCUGA